Molecule: messenger RNA, 832 nt
Organism: Athalia rosae (coleseed sawfly)
Lineage: Eukaryota; Metazoa; Arthropoda; Insecta; Hymenoptera; Athaliidae
Gene: Fdx1
Product: adrenodoxin-like protein 1, mitochondrial
Exons: 4
Coding region: 152-664 (170 amino acids)
Biological process (GO): positive regulation of oxidoreductase activity; P450-containing electron transport chain
Cellular component (GO): mitochondrion
Molecular function (GO): 2 iron, 2 sulfur cluster binding
Source: RefSeq, a predicted model, not a curated record
UUAAAUCACCAGAGUUGAACAAUUGAAAGAUAAUCAGCCGGAACUACGCCAGUAGUUUAUUUCAAUUAAUUAAAAACUCACAACCAUUUUUACACAAUAAUUGACAGAAGACAGCUUAUUGGGACUAAACUUUUGUAUUGUCAAUUAUAAAAUGACAGUUGUAUUCUCUACGUUUCUGUCAAUGAAGAGGUUGCUUUUUCCUCUAAGUCAUCCUCGUACACCUACAGUAUUCUCAAAAGCAAAACUACACACAACAGAAAGACGCCUUCAUGGGGAAUUUGAAUACCAGGACCCAACCUCAGAAGACCAAGUGGUCAACGUUAUCUAUAUCAACAAAUCAGGAGAGCGCAUCCCAGUGCGAGGGAAAGUAGGGGAUAAUGUCCUGUACCUAGCGCACAGGUAUGGCAUUGAGAUGGAAGGAGCUUGCGAGGCUUCCCUAGCCUGCACAACGUGCCACGUGUAUGUGAAUUCUGAUCACCAAGCCAAAUUACCCCCUGCAGAAGAUAAGGAAGAAGAUCUAUUAGACUUGGCACCUUUCUUGAGAGAGAACUCAAGACUAGGAUGUCAAAUAAUACUGACUAAGGAGCUAGAUGGGAUAGAAUUGGAACUUCCAAAGGCUACCAGAAACUUUUACGUGGAUGGUCAUACGCCCAUGCCUCAUUGAGUUUUUUGAACUAGCGAAGAAUGUUAUUACAAAGCUAUAGCCACGCAAUAAUUGUAUUUUGUAUUGUAAAUAAUGUAUAGUAAAUUGAGAUCUGUUCCAGUUGUUGAAAUUUAAUUAAUUUGAUAAAAUCAUUAUAUGAAAUUGAAAUAAGAUACACAGGAUUUCGUA